Psylliodes chrysocephalus is the source of this 1641-nucleotide messenger RNA. The record is from the annotation of a GenBank genome assembly. NCBI's taxonomy places the organism in Eukaryota, Metazoa, Arthropoda, Insecta, Coleoptera, Chrysomelidae.
CUAUACCAACAUAAAUUUGAUUAACGAUUAAACAAGUGUGGCGCAUUUUGAUUGUGAAUUUGACAAAGUUUAAUUAAACGUGAUUUAAAAUGAAGGUAGAAGAGGUAAAAAGCACCGUAAAAACUCAAAGAAUAAGUGCCCAUAGCCACAUUAAAGGUUUAGGUUUGGAUGACGCUGGUUUCGCAAUUCAAUCUGCGGCCGGCUUGGUUGGACAAGAGCAGGCCAGAGAGGCUGCCGGGGUAGUUGUAGAUAUGAUAAAGAGUAAAAAAAUGGCUGGUAGAGCUGUUCUGUUAGCUGGUCCUCCUGGUACAGGUAAAACGGCUAUUGCUUUAGCUAUUGCUCAAGAACUUGGAAAUAAAGUACCAUUUUGUCCCAUGGUUGGUUCAGAAGUAUACAGCUCCGAAAUUAAGAAGACUGAAGUACUCAUGGAAAAUUUCCGAAGGGCUAUUGGACUUAGAAUUCGAGAAACCAAAGAGGUCUAUGAAGGGGAAGUUAGUGAGCUCACACCUGUAGAGACAGAAAAUCCAGCAGGAGGGUAUGGUAAAACUGUUAGUCAUGUUGUAAUUGGUUUGAGAACUGCUAAGGGUAGUAAACAAUUGAAGCUGGAUCCUAGCAUCUAUGAAGCUCUACAAAAAGAGAAAGUUGAGGUUGGAGAUGUUAUUUACAUUGAAGCUACAAGUGGAGCUGUCAAAAGACAAGGAAGAUCUGAUGCAUAUGCCACUGAAUUUGACUUGGAAGCUGAAGAAUAUGUUCCCCUUCCAAAAGGAGAUGUACAUAAGAAGAAAGAAGUAGUUCAGGAUGUUACUUUACAUGAUUUGGAUGCUGCUAAUGCUAAACCACAAGGAGGUCAAGAUGUAUUAUCCAUGAUGGGACAACUAUUAAAACCAAAGAAGACUGAAAUUACAGACAAAUUAAGGAAAGAAAUUAACAAAAUUGUUGACAAAUAUAUUGAUCAGGGUAUAGCGGAAUUGGUACCUGGUGUACUUUUUAUUGAUGAAGUUCAUAUGUUAGAUCUAGAAACAUUUACUUAUCUUCAUAGAGCUUUAGAAAGUGCCAUAGCACCUAUUGUAAUUUUUGCAACAAAUAGAGGGCGUUGUCUUAUUAGAGGAACAGAUGACAUUUUCUCUUCACAUGGUAUACCAUUAGAUCUUUUGGAUAGAUUGCUGAUUAUUCGAACAAUUCCUUAUGGUAGAUCUGAUAUGGAACAAAUUUUGAAACUAAGGGCCACCACAGAAGGUUUAGAAAUUGAAUCAGAUGCCAUCGCAAUAUUAGGAGAAAUUGGUACAAAAGCUACUUUGAGAUAUGCAGUACAGUUGUUGACACCCUCUCAUUUGACAGCUAAAAUCAAUGGAAGACAUAAUAUCAUCCAAAGCGAUAUUGAAGAAGUUGGUUCAUUAUUCCUUGAUGCAAAAUCAUCUGCUAAAAUUCUGACUGACAACAAGGAGAAGUUCAUGACUUAAUUUAAAUAUUGCUUUUAACAUUUGGAUUGAGAUGUAGCCAGUUUAAAUCCUUGUUCUCAGUUAUUUCUGAUUUCUUCCACGUUUUGGAUUUGAUAGGUUAUUCAGAAUAUUAUUUUUUAUAUAUAAUUUAUGUUUGCAUUGUUUUUUAUUCUCUGAGUAGUGAAUAAAUUUUUUUUAUAUA